AACAAACCCUUGUAUGAAUGGAAUUCUUGGCAAGACAGAUGGGAGUAAAUAAUGUUACAAUGUGGAAUAAGGAAUGAGAUGAGAUCACAGCUCCAGCCUGGCCAUCCUUUGUAAACCUGGACAAUGAUCAGGGGUGCCGAAUUCUGCAACCUAUUUAUGAGAGGCUCAGAUCAGUUCUAUCAAGCUGCUGGACACACCAUACUACCUCAGUCAAAAUGAGCACAAUAUGCAGCCGCAAGGACGACACUUUACAGACCUUUAACACGUCUUUCUCAACCAAAGUCUACAGCAUCCCCAGAAGAAGAUUGUCUAGUAGUCAGAGGAUACCAUCAAAUAUUGUAAUCGAUCCACACUGGACAAAGAGGUACUUGCCCCAGGAAACUGAUCUUCUACAUGUCCUAUGCAAAACUGAAGACGUUUGGAGACUUCCUCCACCAGAACCAUUUCGGCAUCGCCGCUCUACUAAACAUAGUGUAUGUAUGGAAAUCAAGACACCAAAACUUGCCAAGGCUAAGCAGAAUGUGCCAUUACAAAAUAAACCUCUUCCGUCACCAGUCCUCAGUGUGCCCAAACAGAUUGCCAGCACUUUGCCAACCCCGACCGUCACUCCUGUCACAGUAGGGUGCAAUGACCCGAGGCUCGUUGACUUAGAAGAGGACAUUAUCUACGAAAAUGAGGCCUCUUUGCCUCUAACAGCUCCCUGCGCACCAAAAAAAUCACCAAGCUUACUCCAGAAAAUGGGUCUAAAAUUCAGGAAGUCUGUGGAGUAUAUUGGUGCGUCAAACUGUGCCUUUGAGGAGGACUGAAGAAAGCAAUGAUGUAACAUGGGUAGCACGGUUCUCAUGACUGCGCUCGUGUUUACCAAGCCAAAAAGGACCCGUUUGCUUUACUAUUUAUUUUUUAACAAAUGCACUUGACUAAUGUUUGACUAAAAACAUAUGUACCCAGCAAGAUUGAGAAAUAUGACAUAAGAAUGGAUUUUUUGCAAGGGAAGAAAGUAACUUGUGGGUUUCACAUCAUUUAAAGGGGUACUCCACUGGAAAACAUUUUUUUUUUAAUCC
Molecule: messenger RNA, 1061 nt
Organism: Hyla sarda
Lineage: Eukaryota; Metazoa; Chordata; Amphibia; Anura; Hylidae
Product: vexin-like
Exons: 6
Coding region: 216-806 (196 amino acids)
Biological process (GO): neurogenesis; neuron differentiation
Source: RefSeq, a predicted model, not a curated record